Molecule: messenger RNA, 381 nt
Organism: Suillus plorans
Lineage: Eukaryota; Fungi; Basidiomycota; Agaricomycetes; Boletales; Suillaceae
Exons: 2
Source: RefSeq, a predicted model, not a curated record
AAAAAAAUGUUUUCAGUAUUUGAUGAAUCAGGCAUUUUUAUUGCAGCAUGUCGUCAUCGGUUUGUUCUUCUAGCCUGUGACAUGAUCCAGAGCAGGGAAUUGGCAAAAUAUCCACUAGCCAUAAUCAAAAAGCUCCUUGCAGUAUAUGGGAAGAAUGGAGGAUGUGCCUAUGACAUCGGGUGCACAUUUUCGAAGACACUAAGUAAUAGUUCCUUGGGUACACAAGCACAUGAAUUGGACUUUCGGCUCAUGAUGGGCGCAUUUCAUGGACACACUCAUAAUCGUAGAUGCCAGCUCAACUGGCAUCCCAUGUACAUUCCGGGAAUUGGACACACUGAGGGCAAAGGGUGUGAGCAUAUUGUCUCAUCAUCAAAUGAGCUU